CUUUUUUUUGGUGGAAGAAAGUCACCGGAACGCGCUCGAAGUCGAAGUUAAUACCGAAGGGCCUCCUUGUCCCAUUCUCUGGCCACUCAGAAGGAGCCCUCUCGCUUCUGGCUGUUGAACAGGAUGGCCGCUGAGGAGCGGCACCUGCCCUCCAGCUGUGGCUCAUACAUAAAGACAGAGCCGUCCAGUCCGUCCUCACUGGUGGACACGGCCAGCCACCCAAGUCCCGGGGCACAUUCAGACGCCAGUGGCGGCUACGGCAGUGCCAUUCACAGCCACUCCAACGGCCUUGACUCUCCGCCCAUGUUCACGCCGGCCGGACCUCUCGGUGCAGCGGGGAGCGGCUGCCGCAAGCGCUAUGACGACUGCUCCAGCACGUUGCUUGACGACUCGGGCCCAAUCAAGUGCGAGUACAUGCUCAACUCCAUCCCCAAACGGCUGUGUCUGGUAUGCGGAGACAUCGCUUCUGGCUACCACUAUGGCGUGGCCUCCUGCGAGGCCUGCAAAGCCUUCUUCAAAAGGACCAUACAAGGUAACAUAGAGUACAGCUGUCCAGCCACCAACGAGUGUGAGAUCACGAAGCGAAGACGCAAGUCCUGUCAAGCCUGCCGCUUCAUGAAGUGUCUGAAAGUUGGCAUGCUAAAGGAAGGUGUUCGUCUGGAUCGUGUCCGAGGAGGCAGACAGAAGUAUAAGAGGAGGAUUGACACAGAGAACAGCACCUACUUGGGCCUCACCCUGCCACCUCCAGCAAAGAAACCAUUGACAAAGAUCGUGUCCCACCUGCUGGUAGCAGAACCAGAGAAGAUCUAUGCCAUGCCAGAUCCCACCAUGCCCGAGAGUGACAUCAAGGCACUGACCACGCUGUGUGAUCUCGCUGACCGCGAGCUGGUCGUCAUUAUCGGCUGGGCUAAGCAUAUCCCAGGUUUUUCCAGCUUGUCUCUGGGAGAUCAGAUGAGUUUACUGCAGAGCGCUUGGAUGGAGAUCCUGAUCCUGAGCAUCGUCUUCCGCUCGCUGCCCUACGAGGACGAGCUGGUUUACGCUGAGGACUACGUGAUGGACGAAGAGCACUCCCGGCUCACAGGCCUGCUGGACCUCUUUGUCUCCAUCCUGCAGCUCGUCCGCAAGUACAAGAAGCUGAAGGUGGAAAAGGAGGAGUUUGUCACACUCAAGGCCAUCGCUCUCGCCAACUCAGACUCCAUGCACAUAGAGGACGUGGAGGCGGUUCAGAAGCUGCAGGAUGCUCUCCAUGAAGCGCUGCAGGACUAUGAGAACAGUCAGCACGCAGAGGACCCACGGCGGGCAGGCAAGCUGCUCAUGACCCUGCCCCUGCUGCGGCAGACUGCCACCAAGGCCGUGCAACACUUCUACAGCAUCAAGGUGCAGGGCAAAGUGCCCAUGCACAAACUCUUCCUGGAAAUGCUGGAGGCCAAGGUGUGAACAGGCGGGGCUUUGACGGCGAGGACGUUAAGAGACACACUAACUGAAGAGAGACAAGAGGAGAGACACACUGUUGAUUGACAAGCAGGUUACAGACUCACCUCUCUCCCUCUCUGUGUUUUCGAAUCUCUGUCUCCCUCUAUCUCUCUCACGGACACGAGAUGUUUUUAAAGAACAACCUUAAAAAAUAAGCAAAAGGAAA
This is a messenger RNA of Neoarius graeffei (lesser salmon catfish), 1639 nucleotides long. It is a transcript of the gene esrrb, whose product is annotated as estrogen-related receptor beta. The coding region runs from base 124 to 1437 and encodes 437 amino acids. Gene Ontology annotation, molecular function: steroid binding; zinc ion binding; DNA-binding transcription factor activity. Gene Ontology annotation, cellular component: nucleus. The record is from RefSeq and is a predicted model, not a curated record. Lineage: Eukaryota; Metazoa; Chordata; Actinopteri; Siluriformes; Ariidae. The transcript is spliced from 8 exons. Gene Ontology annotation, biological process: regulation of DNA-templated transcription.